AUUUUGACUGGGUGAGGUUUUUCUUCCAAACCUUUGUGUGUGUGAUUUCCUGAAGGAGUGGGGCUUCUGCAGGCUCAGUCCUUGCCAUGGAGAAAAGGGAGAGAGGAUUCUCAGCAGCCAUUUUGACUGGGUUUGUAUGGCUUGAAAAACUGCAUGGAAAAUUGGCGUAUCUUUAUGUGGGCAGACUGUUGAACUUUGCCUGCUAUGUAGCUGUUGAAAGCAAGGACUAGCCUCACAAGGGUUCAAGCAGCUGGAAUGGACGCUUAAAGCUACACUAUUAGGAUGACCAGUCUAAAUGCAGAAGAAAACAAAUCCCCGGAUCCAGAAACGCUGUUGCAGUGUCCCUAUGACAAGAACCACCAGAUCAGAGCCUGCAGGUUCCCUUAUCAUUUGGUGAAGUGCAGGAAGAACAACCAGACUGUUGCCAAACAACUAGUAGCAUGCCCCUAUAAUGCCCGUCACAGAAUACCUAAGGAGGAGUUCAAUUCACACAUUGAAACUUGUGAAAAUAAAGUUUCCAUAGAACCAUGUGAAGCUGCAGCAAACAAACGCCUAAAGGAAGGAAACAAGGAAAAGACAGCCUGGCAAUGCCCCCCUCCAAAGGAAGACUGGGAGGCUGAUGCUGAAGAAGCUCCUGCUCGUCCUUUUGUGUUUGGUGCCAGGCAUGCCGGGAAAUCGCACAAAAAGAAGAAUUCAAGACUAAUUUUUAAAGUAACUGCAGCAGACCUUUUAAACCAACUUUUUAAAAUUGCCUUUUAAAACCAUCAGUUCCAGUUUUAAAAUAAAUUGUUGCCUGCCUGCAGUGUUAUUUCUUUAAAUCCUGUCUUCUCUUCCAAGGACUCAGGGCCACAAGCAUGGUCCUAUAGUCCUCCAGCCACCAACCUUCAUCUCCUACAUAUGUUCUUCCGCAACCAUAGUUAGAACUGAACUGCUCAC
This is a messenger RNA of Sceloporus undulatus (fence lizard), 936 nucleotides long. RefSeq names its product gametocyte-specific factor 1-like. Lineage: Eukaryota; Metazoa; Chordata; Lepidosauria; Squamata; Phrynosomatidae. The transcript is spliced from 7 exons. The coding region runs from base 283 to 759 and encodes 158 amino acids. The record is from RefSeq and is a predicted model, not a curated record.